Ostrinia nubilalis (European corn borer) is the source of this 2832-nucleotide messenger RNA. It is a transcript of the gene serpin-13, whose product is annotated as plasminogen activator inhibitor 1-like. The record is from RefSeq and is a predicted model, not a curated record. NCBI's taxonomy places the organism in Eukaryota, Metazoa, Arthropoda, Insecta, Lepidoptera, Crambidae. The transcript is spliced from 10 exons. Gene Ontology annotation, molecular function: serine-type endopeptidase inhibitor activity. Bases 454 to 1827 code for a protein of 457 amino acids.
AAACCAAAAAUGUCGCGAUAACAUAGAGCCUUGUGACAAAGUUUAAUUAUUGAUAUUAAUCAGUGCUUUUGUAAUAGUUGUGCUUAUUGUACCUAGCUGUGCAACGUUUUGGACCGGUAAUAAUGUCGGGUAUAGGCGGCCAUCCUAUUUUGCUUUUCAAGGUUACUACUUAAAGCGCAGAGAAACGUUCGUGUUUUAUUCAGUUAGUAUUGUGCACUGUGUGUGAGUGAACACUCGUGUUGGUGGUGCUGUGUUGGUGUUGCUGACAUCUAAUGAUAAAUGAUUUAAGGUCAAUUAAAUAGCAUCAUGAACAUGAGCGGAUAUCGUUUUUCGAUGCCUCGAACUGGCAGGAAAACCUCCUAUAAAUACAAAACAAUUCACAAGUUGUUGUCAUGGUCUUGAAGCAAACUAAGGUUCCUUCAGUUUAUUCAACGUACGAGAUUUUAUUUAAAAAUGAAAAUCUACGUACAACUUACCAUCCUGCUAUGCUACGCAUCAUUGGCAUAUCCAAGACCACAAGAAGACAGUGAUGUAAAAACCAGCACUGUUGUCGACGAUCCACCAUCAUCUACUUCGACUACCACAGCUCCGGCUCCGGCCGUAGAUGAUGGAGUGGCGAAGGCUGUCAAUGCUUUCGGCUUCAAGAUGAUUAAAGCCAUGAUGAACCAGAGCACAGACCAGAACAUCGUGGUAUCUCCUACAGGCGUCGUUGGUCUACUUGCUAUGACGCUUCUGGGAAGCGCGGGAACUACCUACGACGAAAUUGCAGAACUAAUCGGAUUUAGCCAAGAUAUUCUCGUGAACCGAAAAUACCACGAGGAUUUGGGGUCGCGAUUGCGGUCUCUAAGUGCAAACGACACAAAGACAUUAUACGCAAAUGCUGUGUUUGUCAGCGAGCUGUCCCGGCUCCGGGACAUAUUCCGCUCCUACCUACAGCGGGUGUACCACGGGGAAGCUCUCCGUGCUAACUUUCAAGAUGGCGACAAAGUUAAACAAAUGAUUAAUGAAUGGGUGAGUAACCACACCAACAACAAAAUAGAAAACUUUCAGCAGCAGCCACUGCCCGCUUCGACAAAAGCAGUGCUUCUCAGCGCCCUCUACUUCAGCGGACAAUGGGCGGAACCUUUCGUACCCGAGUAUACGAGAAAGUUACCCUUCCAAACGCCAACCAAAGAAGUGCUGGUAGAUUUGAUGGCUAAUUUCGGAGAUUUUGACUACAUUUUUUCAUUUGAAGAUGGCUUACAGAUGAUUGCUUUGCCGUACAACGAUACAGUGACAACGAUGUACGUAAUAAAACCAAGAUUACCAAAGCGUGUUAACUUAACUGAUUUACUAGAUCGUUUAGAUUACGAAAAGAUUGAUAAAUUGAUAGAUCACAUGAAGAGGAAGAAGUGUGUCAUUCGUUUCCCUAAAAUGAAGCUUGAAAGUAAGGUAGACUUGAAGGAUACUUUGAGUGGGUUGGGUGCCAGAUCGAUGUUCACACCUGGAGUUGCGAAUUUCGCUGUCAUGCUGGAGAGCGAUCAAGUUGCUAAUACCAAUGAAGAGGAGUUGAUAAGCCGAAUAAACACAGGCGAGGGCGAGGCGCGCACACUAAAGGACAUGGUCAACGGGUUUGUCAACCCGUCCGUGCACGUCGACUCAGUGAUGCAUGAAGUCAAAAUGACUAUAGACGAAUACGGCACCGAAGCAGUGGCUGCGACCAGCGCGGUGAUGGCGCGUACGGCGGAGACGUUCUACGCAGACUCGCCAUUCUAUCUAUUCAUCAGGAACGAGAAGACCAAACUGGUUACGUUUAGCGCUAUAGUGUUCGACCCAACUAUUGAGUAAAAGUCUCUGAUACAUGUUCCGGAUAUUAAAUUAACACUAAUUUAGCAAUAAUCUAAAAGAAGAGGAACCAAAUAUUAUCACAUGUAAAUAAUAAUAUCAAUUUUAAUAUAAUUACACCGAGAGUUCAUUGGCCCUCUGUAAGUAGACAGGUUAGUCAGGUUGUACUGUCAAAAGUACACCCACCUCAUGUCUUUUCAGUAGUAUGCUGCGCCCUAACGGGAUUUCGACAAUCAAGAAUGUUUCUGUCAUAUUUUAUGCAACGGCGCGGCGUUACCUUAUGACCUACUCUUUAUAAUUAUUUCCGUAAUUUCGAUUUUAUUUAUCCCUUCUUUGCAACAGCGACAUUACUGGCAUGAGCGACAGUGACAGAAAACACAAAAACGACGUACCCAUAAGUGAUAGAGGGUAGACCCACAAAUUACAAAGUGCGAUUGUCACGAUUUAUCGCGCUCGGAGUCGAACACAAAUCUUAUUUUGUAACAUACAUAACUACGUUUUAUGCAUGACAUAAUCAGAACAAAAUUGUUUUGAUAUAAGAAAGAAACAGGUUUUAACAACCAAUUUUACGUGACGAAUUAAACCAAUUACCUACAAUCACGAUUCAAUUUCGAUCGAAUUUGUACCUGUAUAAUUUAUCCCAUCCCAAUUUAAGAAACACAGAGGCCAUUGACACAUUAAUUACAAUCUUCUUUAGCGAUUUUUUUUUAAAUAAUCAAGAGCAGGGAGAUCGAAAAUUUUACUACACUGUAGUCGAGUAAAAAUUAUGGGUUAUUUGAUUUGAAUUGUGUAAAUGCAAAUCAGGGAUAUUUUACUGUUUAUGUCUUAGCUAAUUUUUUUUUUCUCAUUUGAAUGGUGAAUCUCAUGAUAUGGUAAAAAUCACAAAAAAAAAAGCUUUAAUAACUGAACUUUUUUAUGUAAUUAAUAAUAGAUUGUCAGGCAACAUACAUUAUUCAGAUUCCAUACAAACCAUAAUGUUAUAAUUUUAAUAAAAUUGUUUUCUUUUAA